AUGAAUCCAAUUUUAUCGAAGCUGCUGCUCUUACUUGGGCUCUCUCUUUAUCAAGUAAACUCCUUCUCGAUUUUUGAAGCAGUAAAAAAAGCGUUUAAAGUCAAAGAUGCUCCAUAAAAGCAACUUUUAACUGUUGGGAUCUUGACUCUUCCAACAGGAACUAAUAUGCUCAAACAUAUGAGCAGUUCCUAAUAUAUUUGGGAGAUGGGAGACAUUUGGAUGAGAGAAGCUGGUUUAAAUGCUGUUUACAUUCCUUACAACGCCACAGAUGAGGAUCUAUAUCCGAUCCUUGAUCAAAUCAACGGAGUUUUUUUCACAGGUGGUAGUAUAGAUCUUUAUAACUAUACAACUGGUGUGCCUCAUCCUUACACAGUAACUGCAGAGAAAAUUUUGAAUUACUCUAUCUCUCAUACAGAUAAUGGCGAUUACUUCCCAUUAUUGGGCAUUUGUCAGGGCCAUUAGCUUUUGUAAUUGCUUGUUGCUAAGAACACAAACGCUUUUGGAAACUCAGAAUUUGAGAAUAAGAGAAUUAAUACUGUCUUUGUUGUUGAUCCAAGAAAUCAAAGCAAAAUGCUUUCUACCUUCAGUGCUGAAGUUCUUGAAGAAAUGGCAACUUAAGACAGUCUUCUUCAUCUUCAUCACCAUGCUAUACCAUUAUAAGAUUAUCAAGAAUUUAAUAGCUUGUCAAAUUUCUACAGAGUUCUAUCAAUCAAUAAUAUCAACGGAUAGAUGAUUGUUAGCACUACUGAAGCAAUAAACUAUCCAGUCUACACAGCUCAGUAUCAUCCAGAAGUUGUACUUGAACCUGCUUCUGACAUUAAUGCUCUUAGAACCCCAAUUGGAUUCAAAAUAGCUUAGGCUUUUACCAACUUUUUUGCCUCAGAAUGCAACAAAAAUAAUCACCAGUUCAAAGAUAUGAAUGAACUAGAAAAAUUAUUUGUUCACAACUAAAAACCUGAAAAGGCUCCUUUCAACACUGAACUGGUCAAUCUUUUUGGAAUAGAAUAUAAUUGA
Stylonychia lemnae is the source of this 1014-nucleotide messenger RNA. Lineage: Eukaryota; Ciliophora; Spirotrichea; Sporadotrichida; Oxytrichidae. The record is from the annotation of a GenBank genome assembly.